AUGUUUUCUCCAUUGAAAGCUGCGUCUAGACUUUCUCGACUACCAUCUGCCUUACACGCUUAUUCCACGAUGUCCUCAAACAUCACUCUGUACUCUUGGCCUACACCAAAUGGCAUCAAGGCUUCGAUCACCCUCGAGGAGCUUAAUCUGCCUUACAAGGUCGAGGGAAUUGAUAUUAGCACCAAUCGUCAGAAGGAAGAAUGGUUCUUGAAAAUUAACCCCAACGGUCGUAUCCCCGCUAUUCUCGAUGGCUCCCAACGCGUGUUCGAGAGUGGCGCAGUCAUGCAAUACCUCGUCGACAAAUACGAUACCGAUAGGAAGAUCAGUUAUGCCCCUGGCACAGCAGAGCAUGUUGAGCAAACCUCCUGGUUGAUGUUCCAAAUGGGAGGACUUGGUCCAAUGCAAGGCCAAGCAAACCAUUUCCGUCUAUUCGGUGGCGCGCGGUCGGACUACGGUAUCAAGCGAUACCUCGACGAGACCAAACGUCUGUUCUCGGUCCUUGAACUCCGUCUGAAGGAAAGUCCCUAUUUAGCUGGGACAAAGUAUACAAUCGCGGAUAUCGCGAAUUUCAGUUGGGUUCGCGCUGCACCCAUCACCCUGGAAAUCGAUCUAUCCGAGUUCCCCGCGCUCAAUCAAUGGGUUGAGAAGAUCGAGCAACGUACCGCAGUUCAAAAGGGCGUGGAUAUUCCGCAGACGAACAAGACUCAGGAGCAGAAGGUUGAGAUGUUCCGCAAUCUUCGUGCAAAGGUUGAUGGCAUGACCAAUACGGACAAGCAUUGA
Molecule: messenger RNA, 780 nt
Organism: Penicillium salamii
Lineage: Eukaryota; Fungi; Ascomycota; Eurotiomycetes; Eurotiales; Aspergillaceae
Source: the annotation of a GenBank genome assembly